Lepus europaeus (European hare) is the source of this 3198-nucleotide messenger RNA. It is a transcript of the gene CDH1, whose product is annotated as cadherin 1. The record is from RefSeq and is a predicted model, not a curated record. Gene Ontology annotation, molecular function: cadherin binding; calcium ion binding. Bases 110 to 2767 code for a protein of 885 amino acids. Gene Ontology annotation, biological process: multicellular organism development; homophilic cell-cell adhesion; cell morphogenesis. Gene Ontology annotation, cellular component: plasma membrane; adherens junction; catenin complex. Lineage: Eukaryota; Metazoa; Chordata; Mammalia; Lagomorpha; Leporidae. The transcript is spliced from 16 exons.
CACCUGCGAGUUCGCUGAAGUCCGGCCCGACUGUAGCUCGGCCCAGCCCAGCCCGAGCCGAGCCGACCGCGCCCGGCCCUCGCCCUCGCUCGGCCCCCGCCGGCGCGCCAUGGGUCCUCCACGCCGCGGCUCUCCCGCGCUGCCGCUGCUGCUGCUGCUACUGCAGGUCUCCCCGACGCUCUGCCAGGAGCCCGAGCCCUGCCACCCCGGCUUUAGCACCGAGAGCUACACGUUCACCGUGCCCCGGCGGCACUUGGAGAGAGGCCGAGUCCUGGGCAGAGUGUACUUCGAAGGCUGCACGGGCCGACCGAGGACGGCCUACUUCUCUGACGACUCUCGCUUCCAAGUGGGCACAGAUGGUGUGAUCACCGUGAAGCGGCCCCUGCAGCUGCACAGGCCGGAGACCAGUUUCCACGUCCACGCCUGGGACUCCAGCUACAGGAAGCUCUCCACCAAGGUCACGCUGAAGGCCGUGGGGCCACACCGCAACCACCCCCAUCGCCAUGAGUCUUCCCCUGGAGCCAGCACAGAAGUGCUCACGUUUCCCGACUCCCACCAUGGUCUCCGAAGACAGAAGAGGGACUGGGUUAUUCCUCCCAUCAGUUGCCCAGAAAAUGAAAAAGGCCCAUUUCCUAAAAACCUGGUCCAGAUCAAGUCCAACAGGGACAAGGAGACCCAGGUCUUCUACAGCAUCACCGGCCAGGGAGCCGACACGCCACCUGUUGGUGUCUUCAUCAUCGAGAGGGAGACGGGAUGGCUGAAGGUGACGGAGCCUCUGGACCGAGAACACAUCGCCAAGUACACGCUCUUCUCUCACGCCGUGUCAUCGAACGGGAACGCCAUCGAGGACCCGAUGGAGAUCGUGAUCACGGUGACGGACCAGAACGACAACAGGCCUGAGUUCACCCAGGAGGUCUUCAAGGGCUCGGUCAUGGAAGGCGCACUGCCAGGGACGUCCGUGAUGCAGGUCACGGCCACAGACGCAGACGAUGACGUGAACACCUACAAUGCCGCCAUCGCCUACGAGAUCCUCAGCCAGGAGCCCGAGCUGCCGCACAAGAACAUGUUCAGGAUCAACCCGCAGACCGGAGUCAUCAGUGUGGUCACCACUGGGCUGGACCGAGAGACGUACCCCGUGUACACCCUGGUGGUCCAGGCUGCCGACCUCCAAGGCGAGGGCUUGAGCACCACGGCGGCGGCUGUGAUCACGGUCACCGACAUCAACGACAACCCUCCUGUCUUCAACCCCACCACGUACGUGGGCCAGGUGCCCGAGAAUGAGGCCAACUACCUGGUCACCACGCUCAAAGUGACCGACAAAGAUGAGCCCAACACCCCGGCCUGGGAGGCCGUGUACACCAUAUUGAAUGACCCCGAGGGCCAGUUCAUUGUCACCACGGACCCGGCCACCAACGACGGCAUCCUGAAAACAGCCAAGGGCUUGGACUUCGAGGCGAAGCAGCAGUACAUUCUCCACGUGACCGUGCAGAACGCCGUCCCCUUCGAGGUGGCCCUCCCCACCUCCACGGCCACCGUGACCGUGGACGUGGUGGACAGGAACGAAGCCCCCAUCUUUGUGCCUCCCGAGAAGAGGGUGGAGGUGCCAGAGGACUUCGGCGUGGGCUUGGAAAUCACGUCCUACACCGCCCGGGACCCGGACACGUUCAUGCAGCAGAAGAUAACGUAUCGGAUUUGGAGGGACGCCGCCAACUGGCUGGAGAUUAACCCAGAGACGGGCGCCAUCUCCACGCGGGCGGAGCUGGACCGGGAGGACACGGACUACGUCAAGAACAGCACGUACACGGCGCUCAUCAUCGCCACGGACAACGGUUCCCCACUUGCCACCGGCACUGGAACCCUUCUCCUGAUCCUGUCCGACGUGAAUGACAACGCGCCGGUGCCUGACCCGCGCAGGAUGGACUUCUGCCAGAGGGACCCACAACCUCAGCUCAUAAACAUCAUCGAUCCCGACCUUCCUCCCAAUACCUCCCCCUUCACCGCAGAGCUCACGCACGGGGCCAGCGUCAACUGGACCAUUGAGUACAGUGACCCACGUCAAGAGUCUAUCAUUUUGAAGCCAAAGAAGACUUUAGAGCUGGGCGACUACAAAAUCAACCUGAAGCUCGCGGACAACCAGAACAAAGACCAGGUGACCACCCUGGACGUGCUCGUGUGCGACUGCGAGGGCGCCGUCAACAACUGCAUGAGGGCCACGUACGUGGAGGCGGGCCUGCAGGUCCCUGCCAUCCUGGGCAUUCUCGGAGGAAUCCUGGCUCUGCUGAUCCUGGUUCUGCUGCUGCUGCUGUUUGUCCGGAGGAGAGGGGUGGUCAAAGAGCCCUUACUGCCCCCAGAGGACGACACUCGGGACAACGUGUAUUACUACGACGAGGAAGGAGGCGGAGAGGAGGACCAGGACUUUGACUUGAGCCAGCUGCACAGAGGCCUGGAUGCUCGGCCCGAAGUCAUUCGCAAUGACGUGGCCCCGACCCUCAUGAGCGUGCCCCAGUACCGCCCCCGACCUGCCAAUCCUGACGAAAUUGGGAACUUCAUUGAUGAGAACCUGAAGGCGGCCGACAGUGACCCCACGGCGCCCCCGUACGACUCCCUGCUGGUGUUCGACUACGAGGGCAGCGGCUCCGAGGCUGCCAGCCUCAGCUCCCUGAACUCCUCGGAGUCCGACCGAGACCAGGACUACGACUACCUGAACGAGUGGGGCAAUCGCUUCAAGAAGCUGGCCGACAUGUACGGGGGCGGCGAGGACGACUAGGGGCCCUGAGCAGGGUGGGGCCCCAGAGGAUGCCGCUGUGGUUUCUUGGCUCCCCUCCUCCUUCCAGCUGAGUUCCCAGGAGAGACCCUGAUCAAGGGUGCAGUGCAAGGUAGUUAGGAUUUCCACUCUGUCGCUCUCGUCUGUGUGUGGUAGAAAGGUUUUUUCGACUUACUCCUCGUUUUUCUUACACGGUCCUGAUGUCCCAGAGGCUCCCAGAUGUGAACGUUCCAAAGGAACAGACUCCAUCCACACCCACGUGGCUGCGCCAGCAGUUUGCAGAUUUCCCUAAGGGGCCUUUGUCUGGACUUUCACAGGAAGGGGGGUCAGCUGCCCUGGCGGUCUGCUGCUCUCCCCAUCCUCGCACCAGGGUCCCCUGUCCCCAACUGCUCUCCCCCCGCCCCAGGUCCCACUCCACCUGCUAGUGCCCCCCC